Molecule: messenger RNA, 612 nt
Organism: Lachancea nothofagi CBS 11611
Lineage: Eukaryota; Fungi; Ascomycota; Saccharomycetes; Saccharomycetales; Saccharomycetaceae
Source: the annotation of a GenBank genome assembly
AUGAUACCAUCGGAUCGAACACUGACCAAUAAACUCCACCAGGAGUUUCGGUAUAUUCAACUAAUAUAUCACAGAAAUAAAAAUCAGCACAAAAUGGCAAUUUGGUGGCGGAACUUUAAUGAAUUGAAAAGAAGCGCUGCGCAAGCUUUAAUUCUUGUUCAAAACGAAAAAAUGCCGAAGUCUGGACUUGUAAGAUUAUUUCACAUUAUCCAAAAACUGCGAAAACAUCAAGUGUCUCGGAUGUUUUAUAGUUUCAACGGGGUGGUAGGCCUGGGGCAAUUUGUAACGUUGGGAGUUGUGCUGGUUGGGAUCUUGGCUAGAAUACAUGCUCUCUACACUGAGGUCUACCAAAUUUAUGAGCAGGAUUUUGAACAGUUAAAGCUGCUAAGAUGUCAAGAAAAGCCAGCUACUGCUCUGAUCUCACAUGCCCAGCUGGAAUCUUUAGUGGAAGAAGAGCUGGGCGAAGAAAUAAUAGAUAGCGCUGAAUCGAAACCAGUAACAUCUCUGCGAGACACUUCAAAUGUCUGUCCAAGCGCUGAACCGACAAAGGUUCCAAAAAAAAGACUAAAAAGAAGAAGAAAAACGCCAUGGACGACAUUUUUGGGUAAUUAG